Molecule: messenger RNA, 546 nt
Organism: Eremothecium gossypii ATCC 10895
Lineage: Eukaryota; Fungi; Ascomycota; Saccharomycetes; Saccharomycetales; Saccharomycetaceae
Gene: NIP7
Product: ribosome biosynthesis protein NIP7
Exons: 1
Coding region: 1-546 (181 amino acids)
Biological process (GO): ribosome assembly; ribosomal large subunit biogenesis
Cellular component (GO): nucleus; nucleolus; preribosome, large subunit precursor
Molecular function (GO): RNA binding
Source: RefSeq, marked provisional
AUGAGACAGCUAACAGAGGAAGAGACGAAGGUGGUGUUCGAAAAGUUGGCGGGGUACAUCGGACGGAAUAUUUCCUACCUGGUCGACAAUAAGGAGCAGCCACAUGUGUUCAGGCUGCAGAAAGAUAGGGUUUACUACAUGCCAGAGCACAUUGCGAAGCUGGCCACAUGUGUUGCGAGGCCGAAUCUGAUGUCGCUGGGCAUCUGUCUUGGGAAGUUUACAAAAACGGGGAAGUUCAGACUGCACAUUACGGCGCUAACGGUGUUGGCGCAGCAUGCGAAGUACAAGGUAUGGAUCAAGCCCAAUGGCGAGAUGCCAUUCCUGUACGGCAACCAUGUCCUGAAGGCGCACGUUGGCAAGAUGUCGGACGACAUACCGGAGCACUCGGGUGUGAUCGUGUUUUCGAUGCAUGACGUUCCAUUGGGGUUCGGGGUCAGUGCCAAGAGCACGUCAGAGGCUCGCGACCUGCAGCCCAUGGGCAUUGUUGCAUUCAGACAGGCGGACAUCGGUGAAUACUUGAGAGACGAGGAUACGUUGUUUACGUGA